Messenger RNA from Jatropha curcas, 954 nucleotides. RefSeq lists its product as uncharacterized. Lineage: Eukaryota; Viridiplantae; Streptophyta; Magnoliopsida; Malpighiales; Euphorbiaceae. Gene Ontology annotation, cellular component: nucleus. Gene Ontology annotation, biological process: trichome morphogenesis; gibberellic acid mediated signaling pathway; cytokinin-activated signaling pathway. Gene Ontology annotation, molecular function: DNA-binding transcription factor activity; transcription cis-regulatory region binding. The record is from RefSeq and is a predicted model, not a curated record.
GCACUUUUUUUUAGCCUAACCCUUAUGUGCCACCAAUACGAUAGGCUUGCUUGCUCACGAAAUUCUUCGAUAGGCAACUUAAAACCAACACGUGCACAUUAAAUCGUUACAUAGAACAACCUUAAUUUCUACCUAUAUGAUAGCAUUAAUUUGUGUUAAUAUAUAUUAUUACUAUUAUGAUCUCCGUGUCUAUAAAUAUAGGGUAAAUGCUCUUUUACUUCGCAAAAGAGACGGUCCUUCACUUCACUUCAGUUCACUAAAAUGGCAGCUGAGACUUCAUCUCCAUCCCAACCAUCCGAUAGGAAGCCUUCCGCCCUGAAAUUAUUUGGUUUUCCAUUAACUGACCACGACGAUGAAAUCCGAGACAAAACUGAAAAUUGUUUAGAGAGCAGGAAAUUCGAGUGCCAUUUUUGCCGGCGAGCCUUUGCCAACUCACAAGCAUUAGGAGGCCAUCAAAAUGCACAUAAGAGAGAGAGGCAAAGAGCGAGAAGAGCACAAUACCAUUGCGAUCGACGCUUGCUUGCAGCUGCUCCAAUUUUGAGCUCACAUGCCAUGAAAUCAACGUCGUCUUCUUCCAUUAUUUAUAAUGGAGGAUUUAUUAGAAACAUUGGUGUAGCUGCUAAAUUUAGGCCAUCGACGUCUCCCUUGCUGCUUCCAUCAACUCCUCCUCGACUUUAUGUUGCUGCGCAACCGUUUCGAGUUAUUGCUUCAACGCCAUCAUCCUUCGUUGAAUUUCCUGGUAAAUUGAUCUCUGACGAAGAUGCAGGGAUUGAUCUUUGUCUUAAACUUACGCCCUCAGUUUAGUUCUCUAUUAUAAGAGUUCAAGCAGGCAAUUUUUUUGUUUUUUAUUUUAACGUGAGUUGUGAAUUUAUUCAGCUCCACCUGUGAUAAUUAAGUCUGUCAUUAAUUCAAUAAUUUUAUAUUCAAAACGCUCCAGUAUUGAAGUUGAUGCAA